ACAAAGGGUCGGUUCUCCGCCCCUUCGGCGCCACCACGUGUGUCCCCGAGCUGAGUGGCCACCCGUCUCAGUCCCUCGCCGGCCGGUUUGGGCAGCGGAGGAGGCGAGUAGUUGUUAGAGGCUGGAGGCUUCGCUAUGGGAAGUCGCUCCUUUGCACUGUCGCGGCCAGCCCUGCUCCCUGGUUCUCCGCAGCCGCUGUCGCUGGAGAGCACCGGGAGGCGCCGGCUGCGAGCGCGCCAGCUUCUCCGCGCCCGGGCGCCAGCGCCCCUGGGCAGGUGCUGAGCGCCUUCCCGAGCCUCCCCUGCUGCCUGCGUCUUCCGCCUGGCCGCCCGGCUGCUGCAGUGCACAUGGGCUGCUGGAGGUAGAUGGGCUCACCGCCCCGGAGGCGGCGGUGGAUGCGGCGCUGGGCAGAAACAGCCACCGAUUCCAGCAGCCGUGGGGCCGCGCGCUCCGGGCCCCCUGCGAGCCCCAGGCUCGGCCAUGGGGACCUCGGCAAGCAGCAUCACCACCCUCGCCUCUUGCAGCCGCGUCGCCGGCCAAGUCGGAGCCACUAUGGUCGCCGCCUGCCUUCUCCUGCUUGGAUUCCUCAGCACCACCACAGCUCAGCCAGAACAAAAGACCCUGAGUCUCACUGGCACCUACCGCCACGUUGACCGGACCACUGGCCAGGUGCUAACCUGCGACAAGUGUCCGGCAGGAACGUAUGUCUCCGAGCACUGUACCAACACGAGCCUGCGGGUCUGCAGCAGUUGCCCUGAGGGGACCUUUACCAGGCACGAGAACGGCAUAGAGAGAUGCCAUGACUGUAGCCAGCCAUGCCCAUGGCCGAUGAUUGAGAGAUUACCUUGUGCGGCCUUGACUGACCGAGAAUGCACUUGCCCGCCUGGAAUGUAUCAGUCUAACGGUACCUGCGCUCCCCACACGGUGUGCCCUGUGGGCUGGGGUGUGCGGAAGAAAGGGACAGAGAAUGAGGAUGUUCGGUGCAAGCAGUGUGCUCGGGGUACCUUCUCGGAUGUGCCUUCCAGUGUGAUGAAAUGCAAAGCCCACACAGACUGUCUAGGUCAGAACUUGGCAGUGGUCAAGCCGGGGACCAAGGAGACAGACAACGUCUGUGGCACACGCCUGUCCUUCUCCAGCACAAUCUCACCUUCCCCUGGAACAGCUAUCUUUUCUCACCCUGAGCACAUGGACUCCCACGAUGUCCCUCCCUCUACCUAUGAGUCCCAAGGCAUGAACUCAACAGAAACCAACUCUACUGCCUCUGUUAGACCAAAGGUACCAAGUGGCAUCCAGGAAGGGACAGUUCCUGACAACACAAGCUCAACAAGUGGGAAGGAAGGCAUGAACAAGACCCUCCUAAGCCCACCCCAAGUUACCCACCAGCAAGGCCCCCACCACAGACACAUCCUGAAGCUGCUACCGUCGUCCAUGGAGGCCACUGGCGAGAAGUCUAGCACGGCCAUUAAGGCUCCCAAGAGGGGCCACCCCAGACAGAACCCACACAAGCAUUUCGACAUCAAUGAGCACUUGCCUUGGAUGAUUGUGCUCUUCCUCCUGCUGGUGCUGGUGCUGAUAGUGGUCUGUAGUAUCCGAAAGAGCUCCAGGACUCUCAAGAAGGGGCCUCGGCAGGACCCCAGUGCCAUCGUGGAGAAGGCAGGGCUCAAGAAGGCCUUGACUCCAACUCAGAACCGGGAGAAGUGGAUCUACUACUGCAACGGCCAUGGUAUCGACAUCUUGAAGCUUGUAGCUGCCCAAGUAGGAAGCCAGUGGAAGGACAUCUAUCAGUUUCUCUGCAACGCCAGUGAGAGGGAGGUGGCUGCCUUCUCCAACGGAUACACGGCAGACCACGAACGGGCCUAUGCAGCUCUGAAGCACUGGACCAUCCGUGGUCCCGAGGCCAGCCUCGCCCAGCUCAUCAGCGCCCUGCGCCAGCACCGACGCAAUGAUGUUGUGGAGAAGAUUCGUGGGCUGAUGGAAGAUACCACGCAGUUGGAAACUGACAAACUGGCACUCCCCAUGAGCCCCAGCCCGCUUAGCCCGAGCCCCAUUCCCAGUCCCCACGUGAAACUUGAGAAUUCCGCUCUCCUCACAGUGGAGCCUUCGCCCCUGGACAAGAACAAGGGCUUCUUCGUCGAUGAGUCGGAGCCCCUUCUGCGAUGUGACUCCACGUCCAGUGGUUCGUCGGCGCUGAGCAGGAACGGCUCCUUUAUUACCAAAGAAAAGAAGGACACAGUGUUGCGGCAGGUCCGCCUGGACCCCUGUGACUUGCAGCCCAUCUUUGAUGACAUGCUGCACGUCCUCAAUCCUGAGGAGCUGCGGGUGAUUGAAGAGAUUCCCCAGGCUGAGGACAAACUGGACCGUCUCUUCGAGAUUAUCGGGGUCAAGAGCCAAGAAGCCAGCCAGACCCUCCUGGACUCCGUGUAUAGCCAUCUUCCUGACCUACUGUAGAACACAGGGGCACUGCAUUCUGCAAAGCAACCUACUGGCAGGGUGGUUUCAUUUUCUUUCUGACUUUUGUGUUUUGCUGUGUGCGUGUAUGAAUGUGUUUAGCGGAGUAUAUGGCCGGCUCUUGAGCUUUCUUUCUUUCUUUCUUUCUUUCUUUCUUUCUUUCUUUCUUUCUUUCUUUCUCUUUUUUCCACUUCUUGAAAGUGAAUUUAUAAAGCCUUUUCAAUGUAUAACUGUUGAAAAUGCCCACCACUAAAGCUUUUUUUUUUUAAGUUCCAUAUAGUCUCCAUUUUUGCCUUCUUACGUGUUUUCAAAACUAUUCUGUGCACUUUAGAAACUUAACAUAAAUGCAGUGUGACUUUUCCCACAUGCUGGGUUCUGAGACUCUUAACUUCUUAAAAACUUAAUGGCAUCUUGUGACUUCUAUAAGCAGACAUAAGUCUUUCAAUGCCCACACUGACUUUGUUUUUUCAUUAUUAUAACGAUUACUCUGUGUCUUACUGUUUGUCCUAUACAAGUGUUCUUAAGGACUGAGGGAAUUUAAGACCCUGUUCAUUACUGCAGUGGGAGUAGACUUUGAGUUAUCUUUUUCAUGUCUUGUAUAGUUCAUAUUCAUGGCUGAAACUUGACCACACUAUCUAUCGCUGAUUGUACGGUUUUCGUCUGGGACACCGUACCCUGCUUGGUAACUUGUGCUCCUCUUAAUGCUAAUACGCUCUGGGCUGGUGAAUGAAAUCCUCAAGUCAUCAGGACUUGCUGUUUCAGUGGCUUGACACCUGGGCCACCAAAGAACUUGAUCUUUAUCUUUUUAGAAACACCUCUGCUCCACCUUGGAAAGUCAACCUUGAGUGCCAGCUUUGCUCUGAAAGAUAUUGUUUUUUUUUUUUCUUUUUUUCCUUUUUUUUUUUCUUUUUCUUCUUUUUUACAAAUAUGCAUACUCAAUAGUUUCAGUCUGCCCUCAAGGCCUUGCUGGGUUUUCUUCAUCAUUCAAUCACUUUAAUUAAAAAUGGCUGCAGCUGUAAGAACUCUUGUCUGAUAAAUUUGCAACGAUGCUCUCAUUUACCAGCCCGCCCUCUAAUGCUCAGCUGUCAGACCCUAACGCAAAGGAGGGCGUGGACUGCCUUUGUGUGGGCGGGCUUAGUGAUGAGGAACUGAUAUCAGAAAAAUGCCUUCAAGUAUACUAAUUUAUUAAUAAAUAUUAGGUGUUUGUUA
Molecule: messenger RNA, 3657 nt
Organism: Psammomys obesus (fat sand rat)
Lineage: Eukaryota; Metazoa; Chordata; Mammalia; Rodentia; Muridae
Gene: Tnfrsf21
Product: TNF receptor superfamily member 21
Exons: 6
Coding region: 481-2448 (655 amino acids)
Biological process (GO): signal transduction; neuron apoptotic process; negative regulation of T cell proliferation
Molecular function (GO): protein binding
Source: RefSeq, a predicted model, not a curated record